AGUGUCAAUUAACCAACCAGUAGCUAAGCCAGUUUCGUAACAUGUUUUUUCCAUCUGUUUAGGCACUGUGCUUUAUUUUGGGAAGUUAAUGGCCUACUAAUUCGAGUUAUUAAGUUUAAAAAACUCAUUUGUAGUUGUAAAAAGCUCGUCUGUUAAUGAGAACUUGUUGAAGAGUGAACAAGUCUAGCACAUAUGUUGACACGAUGCUGCUCUAUACGAUUUUUGAGAGAAUGUUCGAUGAGCGGGAGAGCACAAGUUGGGGUUCUCUCAGAUCUAUGUAUAGGAAUAGUUAAACGUAUAAGGCAGAGAAAGCCUCAGCACUUGGCGGGCCCGCCCGAUCGGUCCAAUCAGUCGCCGGUUCGUCGUUCAGUGCGUCGCGUCGUUUUGGGCUUUGGUUACGACACAGGGAACACGCGCUGCAUUCUUUAGCACUCGCUGAACGAUCCACAGAAUAUGGAGUACUGGCUGAAGAUCUCGCUGCUGCUUUGCACUUUCGGCUUCCUUCGCGAGCUGCGGCCAUCGGAGCCGUAUGUGACCGAAUAUCUGGCCGGAGACUAUGGCAAUCUGACCUCCGAGCAGGUAUACCAGAAAGUCUAUCCCUUUGGCACGUACUCGGUGCUAGCGCAAUUGGUGAUUGUGUUCCUCAUCACGGAUCUGGUGCGGUACAAGCCGGUGAUCGUUCUGUCCGCCGUCGCUGGGAUCGUGCUGUUCGCCAUGCAGAUAUGGUGCGAUACCCUGGGAAUGCUACAGGUUGCCCAGCUCUUCUAUGGCUUCUUCACGGCCGCCGAGGUGGCCUACUACACGUACAUCUAUGCCAAGGUGGACAAGGAGCGCUAUCAGAUCGUCACCGGACACACGCGUGCGGCGAUCUUGAGCGGAAAGUUUCUGGGCGGACUGGUGGCCCAGAUUCUGGUGUCCACCGACAGCAUGGACUACGGGGAGCUGUACUACAUAUCGCUGACCACACAGAUCAUAUCGUUGGGUGUGUCCCUGGUUCUUCCCAGCGUGCCACGCAGUCUGUAUUUCUAUGCGAAUGAUGCCAGUCCGAGUCCGACGCCUGGCGGCGAGGAGAAGGUCCCACAAUUCUCACUCAAAAAGGCCUGUCGCCUGCUGUGGUACCACCUGGUGUCUUCAUAUUCGAACCGCAUUGUCCUGCAAUGGAGUGUGUGGUGGGCCCUGGCCACCUGUGGUCAGAUUCAGGUGAUAUCGUAUAUUCAGUUCCUGUGGAAGGAGGUGGCGCCCGAACAUCAGAGCGUCUACAAUGGCGGUGUGGAGGCAUUGGCCACCCUUCUGGGCGCCGUAGGAGCCAUUGUGGCGGGUAUGCUCAACUCGAACAAGCGACGCAGCUCCUAUAUGCUCAGCAAUUCCAUUUGCGCUGCUGUUCUGGGCGGUCUGUUGCUAUAUGCCUCACAAACCACUGUACUCUGGGUGGCCUACGUCAAUUAUGUGCUCUUUUGUGCCAUAUUCUUCUUCAUCAUAACUGUGGCAGGAGCCAUUGUGGCCGAGAAUCUGGUGGAGGACAGCUUUGGCCUCGUCUUCGGCAUCAACACUUUGGUGGGACUCAUGUUGCAGACGAUCCUCACCAUUGUCGUGGUGGAACCGGAUCCAGGCUUUGGCUUGGGCCUGCGAGAUCAGUAUCUAGUCAACGGAGGUUAUUUCCUCUGCUUGGGGGGAAUCUUUGGACUCUGGAUUCUCAUUGCAAAAAUACGUGCGCUUUGCAGUAAAGUGGAGUAAAUGGAAGUCCAUCAAUAAUAGUUCCUGGAUUAAUUCUUUCCUUCAUUUAUUGCCAAAAAGUAUGAUAUAGUGGUAUUAAGGCUAUAAAUUUAGUACUUUAAAUAGUUUUCGAAUAUAAUUUUGUAAAAAAUCGGGACAUUUUCAACAUAAAAUCGUGGUUUUGGCAGCAUAUUUCUAUAAAAGACACAUACGUUGUGUGAGACUGUGUCCGUCCGUCAGACUAGACUAUGUAAGUUACGCGAGUGCGAAUUUCCAUAAAUGUUAAAGAACAUUUUA
This is a messenger RNA of Drosophila miranda, 2010 nucleotides long. Its product is annotated as thiamine transporter 1. Gene Ontology annotation, molecular function: vitamin transmembrane transporter activity. The record is from RefSeq and is a predicted model, not a curated record. Bases 454 to 1734 code for a protein of 426 amino acids. The transcript is spliced from 2 exons. Gene Ontology annotation, cellular component: plasma membrane. NCBI's taxonomy places the organism in Eukaryota, Metazoa, Arthropoda, Insecta, Diptera, Drosophilidae. Gene Ontology annotation, biological process: transmembrane transport; vitamin transport.